This is a messenger RNA of Symsagittifera roscoffensis, 1566 nucleotides long. RefSeq lists its product as uncharacterized. NCBI's taxonomy places the organism in Eukaryota, Metazoa, Xenacoelomorpha, Acoela, Convolutidae. Bases 1 to 1566 code for a protein of 521 amino acids. The record is from RefSeq and is a predicted model, not a curated record. The transcript is spliced from 7 exons.
AUGGAGGAAGAUGAUCAGAAUAAUAACAUCUGUUUUGGUGAUAGUGACGUCUUUCUUGAUAUUAAAUCAAUCAGGUACUUGAAUACGAUUGAAGAAGACACUUUGGGGCUAGCGCAGAACACCAAUGGCAUACAAAACAGUCUACAGGACGAUAAGAAACAAGAAGUCAAAAUGGCAAGUACAGAAGCAGGAUACAAAUUGUCUCAGGCGCCUACCGAAUGUCGGCAGAUUAAUCAACCUGGCGCUUCAAUCGGGGGAAGUGGAAACCACGAACCCACUCUGUUCAGCAUUCAAAUAGAUCAGCCUCAAUUAGAAUCAGAACUGACUAGGAACUUACCUGACAAGCCAUUCAUCGAAACAGACAUAGGCAGCUUGGAAUUAGCCCUAACUGAGUGUGGUCACAACUGCGAGGGCUCAAAGUUCCUGGACACAUCGCUACACCCUUAUACACCUUAUCCCUCUCCGAGGACUUCAAAAUUGAGCACAAAAUCAAGAAAACCUAUAGAAGCUUUUAGUCGAGUUUCUCUCAGCCCUACUAUUUUUACCUUCAAAAGACGCAGUUUCAAAAAUCAGGCCUGCACGCAUAACUCUCCUGUCACUAGUGGUGGGACUUCACCGGCAAAAUCGACCGAAAACUGCAGCUCAGCGCCGGUUUUAAACUCUGUGUCUUCCAGGUCUAGUUUGAGCGAGCAGAGAUUACCCAUGUCAUUCCAGUCCAACUCCGACCUCAAAUCCCUUGUCAAUCGGAGCUCCCCUCUGUCAUCGAUAGACGACGGCAAUGAGGAAACGAGUAGCAGUCAAGCCACUUCUGACCUAUCUCUCGCCACCUUAAAACCAUCAGUGUCGUAUGAGACUGGAUUUUACCCUUCAAAAGGUCGUCGAAGUUCACUCGGUUGGGCAAACAAACCUCGUCCUCCGCCUGCGUUUUCGCACUUCUCGGCUGCAAUUCCAACGGCAGACAUAACCAAGAAAGUAAAUCGCCAGGGGUCAGUCAGUGAAGCCUCGAAGCCGAGCUCGACGACACGGAGGAAUAGCUGGACCAAUAUGAUUAGUGGGAUUUUCGGUCGGAGGAGUUCGGAUCCCUGCACAUGCAGCCUGGUCACAAAUUGCAAUAAUGUGCUGCCCAAAUAUUCUGAUAAAGGGAAGUCAAUAUUGUCAAGGAAUAGAGCUCAAGACUGGGGAGCAAAUGACGCAUUCGAAGACGGCUAUUUGGAGAACACAGUGGCAGACAAAAGGGGGUAUGAGAGCGACCCAUCGGACAAACUUGAUAGAAACCUUCAGCAAGCCCCACUGUCAAACCCAUUCAGCCAAAGAGACUCUCCAUCGGAUUACUUGACGCCACUCGAGGAUAUACCUUUCCAUCCAACACUGGUGGCGGAAACUACACAAGGCUCCUCUUCAACUCCUUCUUCCAUGACGCCAAAGAUCGCGGUACUAUCCUCUCCAUUGGAAGAAGUCAGACCCGACAUUCAGGACGAUGACGGGAGUGAUAUAUCUUCAGUCAUAGACACAGAAGUAAGGAAGGAGGCCGAAAGUUUCCAUGAUAUACUUAACGCCAAUUAUUAA